This is a messenger RNA of Papaver somniferum (opium poppy), 608 nucleotides long. RefSeq names its product mediator of RNA polymerase II transcription subunit 15a-like. The transcript is spliced from 4 exons. NCBI's taxonomy places the organism in Eukaryota, Viridiplantae, Streptophyta, Magnoliopsida, Ranunculales, Papaveraceae. The record is from RefSeq and is a predicted model, not a curated record. The coding region runs from base 105 to 425 and encodes 106 amino acids. Gene Ontology annotation, biological process: regulation of DNA-templated transcription. Gene Ontology annotation, molecular function: chromatin DNA binding; transcription coactivator activity.
AUUCAGCGAGAAUGUUUCAAUAAGAACAACGAUAAUCUCAAUUUUCAUCGACUCUGAUAUUAGGAUUUCAUCAUCGUCUUCUUUGUGAGAAAGUUGAACCUAACAUGGACGCUACUGAUUGGAGAACACAACUUCAAGCUGAUUCUCGACAGAGAAUUGUUACUAAGAUACUGGAAACUCUGAAGAGACACCUUCCAAUUUCUGGCCCGGAGGCAUUGGUAGAGCUCAAUAAAAUUGCUGAAAAGUUCGAGAAAAAGAUAUCUAGUGCUGCUACAAGCCAGUCGGAUUAUCUACGAAAAAUCUCUCUUAAGAUGCUGGCGAUGGAGACUAAAUCCAACGCGUCUGCCAGUAGCCACCCACAGUAUCCAGCUGAAGUCAUAGAGUUGGACUAUGGUUCCCCCAACACUUCUGAAGCUGAUCAGUAGUGGCUACUAUUGUGAUUAAUUAGUUCAGUAAACAUUAAUGUGCUUGGUUGGUUCAUAGGAUUAGGCUUGGCACAUGGUUACAGUUAUGUUAUUGGCACAUUUACUGUCUUUAAAAAGAGUCUAGAGUUUUCUGUUUGUUUGUGGUGCACACAUUUACUAUCUGUUAAUAAAGGAUGUAAAAUU